UGCGUGAUUUUCUUGAUUAUAAGUUUGGGUCUGUUAAAGCAAACUGUUCUUUUAAUAUUUUGGAUUGAAAUAUUUCAGUAGAUAUACAAUAUACCAAAUGAUUCAAGUUUUUAUAUUUCUCUUUUAUGUGUUUUUAACUAUUAAUUUCUUAUAUUUUGAGUAUAACUUUGGAAGGUUUGCCGUAUGCAAUAGACUGAAUAGCUGAUUUUGUAUGACUUAACGAAAAAUGUUGGAUUAUUUUUUAAUGUUUGGUAUCCUUUUUUCCCCGGUGUACUUCUGGAAUGGCAAAGCAAGUAUAUAGUUUUAGCGUAUUUCGCUUUUUACUUAACGGUUGUUAGACGCCUUUGAUUUUUUUGGACAUUUUCCAUUUUUAAUUCAUAAUUUUUUUUAUAACUUUUUUUGUUGUACAUGCUUAUAUUUUUAGAUGUUUUGUUUCAGCGUUUAUAAAUAUAUAAUAAUGCAGAUUGUGAGCAACCUCAAUCCCAGGGCUUUUUCUCUUUUUGCCAUCCCGUUAUAAAAGAAACAAAGAGCCCGGGGUCGAGGUUGAAAUGUGAGUUUUGAAAAUUCAAAUUACUGUGUUGUAUGUUUUUGUUUGGUAUCCCUUACAUCGGUUUAAUGAAAGAUUCAGUGGAUUCUUCCACGGGAAUUCGGCUAGUUAGAUAAUAAUAGCAUUAACUAUUAAUAGCAUAAAAUAAUAAUAAUGAAUAUGUAAUAAUAUAAUAGCCAGGCCACAUUCAUGUAUCUGUCCAAGAUUUGGUUGACUUAGCUCGAAAUCCCCAAAUUGCCCCAAAUUAACAUAUAAGGUAUAGCACUAAAUUACUUACCAAAAAAGAAAUGCAAUUCCCUAUAGAACUGUUUAGACAAUAAAGUCCCUUGAACGACUCUCAAAACAAUUCUUAGUAGGACUAUUUCAAAACCUUUGAAACAAAGUUUAUACAAAACGAAUGUCCCACAAAAAGGCACAUCAUUCAUUUACCUAUUAGAACACCAUUGCAUAAGUGCCUUAUCUGAGAGAUGGGUAUUUCUCUGGUAACAGUUACUGGACCACCUUCCUAUAAUCUUAAUAGCUGAAUCUAGGAUAAUAUUUCCCAUUGGGAAGGACAAACCAUAUUUUAACCUGGUCUCUCCAAAACGAACAUUAAAUAUUUUCCUGAAAGAGUCUGUAAUAAAACUUUUGAUUUUCAUGUUAAAGGUACUGCUAUUCAGAACUUAAAUGGAGAUAAGUGAGUAGUAGGAUCAAAUGAUGUGUUUGAUGAUCAAAGAUCUCAAAAGAUCAAAUAGGCAAACAGUAUAAUGUACUAAACAUCUUCACAUGUAUUUAUCAAAAAAUGUGAAUCUGGGUUUUUCAAAUCUUGUAAGUGGGGUGGUGUAAUAGGUAUAAUGUCUGUUGGCUAAUGUUGGCUGAUAGUCUGUCAAAUUCCUCUCAUGACAAUUUGCACAGAGUCUCAGCCUUGGUAUUGUAUUCCACAUAGUAAACUUUAAUGGUGGAAUAUUUAAUCCGGGAGGACAUGAAGGUGAUGUAUAACUCAUGGUUCAUUACUAUUAAUGGAAACAUCAACAUCAACAUUAGCACAAUUGAUAGUAGAACAUUUGGUAGGUUUUAAGUCCAAAAUAGCUAGCUAGUCUGUUAUUUAAUAAAGGGUCGAUAUCAAAGAAACAAUUCGUGGUCAACCUAAGCAAUCCAGCAUUGAAACAGGAGGGUGGGAUGCUGCUCAGCAUAUGAGCACUGCUCCUUGCACUGAUUGACCUGUAAGCAGGAGAGUAAAUAAGCAUAAACUUGCCAUAGUGGUUGGCAAUGAAGAAAAACAACAACCAUACAAGCCUUGUAAUAUGCUUACACCUGCAUUAACCUGUCCAUUGUAUGUGCACAAUAGCCUUGUGGUCCAUGUAGGUGGUGACUUUGUUAUCAAACCAAGUAUGAUAACUGUGGUGGAAAAGUCAUCAACCUACACAAAAAGAUCCAAGCACACUUGACCACGUUACAUGCAAAAGACAAACUGACCUUUUUUGUACUUUUUUUGAUUCUUAAGCUUUUAAGCAGAACAGGUUUUUGUCAUUUUAGAGUUAUAAUACGUUGAAUUUUAAGCUCCGUACCAUAGCAUAUACAAAACUUACACGUAUAUAACAUAAUUUAUCGCAUUUUAAGGUUAGCAUUUAUGUGUGAAACAGUUGAAACAUAGCCUUUCUAUUAUUUGAUUCCUUGACACUAUAAUAACUAAAUGCAACAAUAGUUACAGAAUAUUUACAUGAGCUAAUGAAAUUUUGUGUGCAAGACAUGAACUGCUUUGUUUUCAACAUGCAAAAAUAGCUCCGGUAUUUAACAAUAGGUUAACAAUAACAACAGAAGUUCUGGCACAACAGAAAGCUUGUGUGAAGGUGAUAUAAUAUUGUGCAUGUAGAGUUCAAGCAGUACUGUAGGUUGGACAAAAAGUAUAUACAACUUUGUUAUAUAUGUGACGCUUCUUCUUUUCUUCUUUUAGAAGAAGUUAACAUCAAAAUGCUAUUUGUAAUUGUCACAUGUAGAAGUCUAUUUUGGAUACUGUGUUCAGUUGGCACAUUCAUGUUGACAUUCACAGCUCUUGCAACACCAAAGUGGAUCAUUGCAAAAGAAAAAGAAUAUAAAAGGGGGUUUAAUAACAGUAUCAUCGAAAAAUACAAACCCACCCUUGGACUUUAUAAUAGAUGUAUUUAUGAUAAAAUUGAAGAGGAAGGUAGAUGCAUUGUAGUUCCGAAGUUCGCGUUAAUACCAGGAGUUGCGUGGAGAGCCUGCAUUAUUUUCCUUGCGGCUGCAGUAAUUCUUUUAGCAGUUGCUGCCAUAUUUGCUGUUAUUAGUUUUUGCAAACAAAUUGUACGCCGCAAAUCACUGAUGAACUUGGCUGGUAUAAUGCAAGCAAUAGCAGGCAUACUUCUUAUAGUAGCAAUAAUUCUUUUCCCACUUGGAUGGGAUAACAAUCUUGUAAAGAGAUAUUGUGAAAGUGGUGGUGAAGAAGCUGGAAAAUUUAAGAUUGCAUCGUGUUCAGUUGGUUUGGCAUACUUUGCUGCUAUUGGCGCUACUGUAGCUGCAUUUUUUUGCUCCAUGUUUUCAUUUGUUGCAGAUAAAGCUGUUUUUUCCGAUGCAGUUCAAGAUGAAAUAUUAGAAGGAAAACGUUUAAUUUGUGUACCAUAGUGUUUUUUAGUAGCAAUUUAUAUUUUGUGAUGUUUUUUGUCACAGAAAGUAAAUUCUAUGAUUUUUAACGAUGGCAUGAUUCAUGUCCAAUAACGAAAAAAAUUAUUGUUCCAAGUUUUUAAUUUGAUUUAGCUUUCAUCCUUACUUUUUCCUAUAUCUACUUUCGUAGUUGUGUGUUGCUUUCACACGGUUAAAGUUGAUAUCGAGUAUUUUUUUUUAAUUUUAACAUGCAGUAAUCACUUUAUUUAAAAUUUUACUGUGCAGCUUUUCUAAUUCAUGUUUUCAUUUGCCAACAUGGAUGACGAUCCUUGUAAUUCCUGUCAUUAUUAUCUUUUGUAGAGAAAACUUUUUUAUACAAAAACUUCUUAAAUAAAUGAAACACUGGAUUUAAUUGCUUAUUAUUGGGGUACUAUUUAAUGUGAAUGAUUUGUGCAGAAGGAGCUAGCAUUUUGAUAUUUAAUUAUGUACAGAGAAAGUGACAGGAAAAUAUUAUAUUGCAGAUUAUCGUCAAAAACAACUUCUAAAUUACUCUAAAAUCUAAAAGCAACUGUCCAAAUCUAUGUUGGUUUUAUAAUAAUUUUUUUUUCACUGAUCAAGAAAAACAUGUAACUUGUGUUUGGAAAAUAUGGUUCAGUGUGGUUGACUCUACAUGAAAAUAAGUAGAGAAUUAAUUUUAAUAAAAAGACCAUUGGAAAUUAUAGGACUAAACCAAGAACAUCAAAUGUGGAAAGUUGAAUGACUGACUUAAGGCACCUUAACUGUUAAAUGUUGUUAUCAAAUUGUGUUGGAAAGAUUCACAUUCACAUUUUAUAAAGUUUAUAAAAAAUUAUCCCUUUAAAUUACUGUUUUUUACAGCAAAUCAUAUUAUGGAUGUAAACUUAGAAUUAUUGUUUAAAGUAGUUUUUUUUACAUAGUAAAGUACAAUAUGUUUUUGUGUGAUUCAUAUGAUUUUAAUGUGAGUUCCAAACUUACACUCAUGCACUUGUAAAAAGAAGUCAAUUUUUCUUUUUGAAAUGUAAAAUUCCAAUAUUUAUUUUGUGAAUAUUAUUUUUAGAAUGUCCAUUAUGUAAAUUAUGAUUUUCUUCUCUCUUUGUUCAUGACUUCAAAGUUGUUUUUUGUUGUACCUUUAAACAAUAUUUUUUAGUUGUAUAGUACAGGCAAGGUGCUUGGUUAUAUUAUAUUGUAUACUAUAAUUCUAUUCCUGAUAAAUUUAAUGGGCUGCAAUAACCCAGUUUAAAGGAAAAAAUUAGAGCUGCUCAGUUGAUCCCAUGUUUAAAUGGCAUAUGGGUUAGAUUGGCUUGGCUGCAUUUGCUGCCAUUCACAGAGAUUUUUAUGAGCUUUCUUAUACCACAGGGCUCUUAUAGCAAUGCUCAUUUGAUGAUGCAAAUUCAUCAGAGAUGACACAGCUGAAGUCAAAUUUUCUGGUUCUAAUAAAAUGGGGAAUUGGCAAAAUCAUCCUGUGAGAAAGAAUUUUCACCCCAACCAGGGUUUUCUACUUUGGACCCAAUCUGUCAUAAUAUUGCAACUCAGCAUUUUUUACUUUAUUUUACGUGUUAUUUUUUAAUUACUUUUGUGUUAUUUUUGUUAAUACACAUACCCAAUUUGGAAUCUUUAUCAAUGCUACGUUGUAAGGUUCUAUUUUUGUGAAAAAAAGGAUAGUUUUGUUCAAAGGGUCUUCCUUAUAUAUGUACGAAUAAAUAUAAAAAAACUUUUAAAUUUUUAUUGCUUUUUUUUGUUUGUCAUUUAUAUUAUAUACAAAAUAUAAUUUUUUUAGAUAGAGAAAAAAAAAUUACUCACCUUGUAACUUUGGGAAGAAAGACUUUAUAUUUUAAUCUAAGUAUAAAACCUACACUUUAAGUGUAUUAACAUUUCAUUCUCCCUUUGCUGUGUUUACUUUUUCCAACCACUUAAUUGGUGUCAUGUAUAGUUGUGAAAGAGGUCUAUUGUUUAAAGUUGUGUUCAGUUUAACAUAAAGUACACUUUCCUAAGAUGUUAAAAAUUUUUAGAAUAAAAAUAUUUUUGGACAUUAUUUUGCUUCCAAGUCUUUAAGGAAAUUUUUAUUUUAUAGGAAAAUAUAAUUAUUUUUUAACCUGUUGUUUACUACUUGUAAAGUUUUUAUUAUUUUUGCAUGUAGCUUGCUUUUUAAUUUUUCACUAUUCAGCAAACAAUAGUUGUCUAUCAUGCACAUUAUAUUGAUUAGUCUAAAUGCCUCUUAAGUUUUUAAAAGCUCAAGGCACUUUAAAGUGUUUUUAAGUAACUUCUCCCAUCUGGUGUAAUAAAUAGUCUUAAUGUUUUUGUUUUAAUUAAUUUUGAUUUAAUUAGAUUUUGACUUAUAAUGUACUCAGGCUGGGUUUGGGGGUUGUAAGUCUUCCUUUGGCUUUUUUUAAUAGAAAUGCUUGUGUUUUUUAAAAAAGGCUUCUAUCAAUGUCAUAUGGAGUUUGUUAUUGUUAUUGCACCAAAAUCAAGAACCAAAAAAAUAUGCUGAUAAAAGUAAAAGCAUAACAAAUUUCCUCACAAUUUUAGGUGAUUAAGACUACCCUGUAGUACUGAACUUCCAAUUAGCCUAAAUACAAUACUGUUCCAAUAAAUUUUUGUGAUGAUACCAGUUUUAUUAUUAAAGAACUAACCGCUUUUGUUAAUUAGAAUUAACUUAUACAAUUGACGUUUGAAUGAUGUUUUUUUUCAAGUCAAGUAGGUGACGUAAUGUGUUUGUAGACUUUAUGGUUAGUGUUGUUCAUUUCAAUGUGUUGUGUUUUUUUGACAGUUAAAAAGGUGAUUUAUGCUUUUCAUUAGGAAUGCAUGAUGUGUUAAA
Molecule: messenger RNA, 5978 nt
Organism: Hydractinia symbiolongicarpus
Lineage: Eukaryota; Metazoa; Cnidaria; Hydrozoa; Anthoathecata; Hydractiniidae
Product: LHFPL tetraspan subfamily member 2a protein-like
Exons: 2
Coding region: 2498-3166 (222 amino acids)
Cellular component (GO): membrane
Source: RefSeq, a predicted model, not a curated record